UUAUUGGAUACAUUUCAUAGAAUCUGAAUCGAGCGCAGAAUCUAACUCAUUGUCCUUCCUGGGUCGGAACUUUUCAGAGUCCAACCGAACCAGGGGCCCAGUGCCUGAACUCUCCCUGCUGCAGAGCUCAGAUCUCAGUCUGACAUGGAGUCUGCAGGCCAGAGGGGCCGGGAUGGAGGCAGCCAAAGACGUUCCCCCCUCGACGUCAUCAUGAGUCAGAUCCGCCGCAAACGUUCAGCAUCAGGCAGGAAGCCCCUGGGACGCUUCCUGUCGCGGACCUCCGACCGGACGGGGACCCCUGAGGAUGCAGAGUCUGAGAACAAAGGACGGAGUCCAGGUGCAGCGGCCUCAGUGGAAAACGAGCGUGAAGCAGGCUGGGGAAGAGUGUCUGUGUUCCUGCAGAAGCUGGGGAGGAAAGCAGACAGCAGGAUUCUCAGUUUGGCUAACUGUGAUCUGACGGCUACAGACCUGCUGGAGCUCGCGUCGUUGCUCCAGUUCCUCCCCCAGCUGGAGGAGAUGGACGUCUCAUGGAACGAGCUGAUUGGUGGAAGUCUGACGACGUUGACCUCUCACCUCCAGCAUGUGAGCAGGAUCAGGACCCUGAAGCUCUGCAGCUGCAGGCUGAAUGCAGACGACGUAGCUGCUCUGGGUGAAGCCCUGACUUCUGUCCCGCUUCUGGAGCUCCUAGAUUUAUCCUGGAACAGCAGUGUUGGUGGCGGCUCUUUGCAAAGCCUGCUGGGUAGGCUCCCUCCAUCGCUGCGUGAGCUCCACCUGGUGGCCUGUCAGCUCACUGCACUCGAUGCUGCUGCUCUGGGGGAGUUGAUGGCUAUUCUGCCAAAAAUCUGUGUGUUGGACAUCUCCUGUAACCCUGAGCUCACACAGGAAGCGGAGGGCGGUGGCUUCAGGGAGCUGGCCUCCUCCCUAUCUCACACCGUUUCCCUGACAACGCUGCGGCUGCAGGCCUGUGGGCUGACAGCGGACAGCCUCUAUGCUCUGGGUAAUUCCCUCCGCUGUCUCCCCUCUCUACGUGAGCUGGACCUAUCCCGUAACAGAGGCCUGGUCGGAGGCCUGGACCGGCUCACCUUUCACCUGCCUCACAUCACACACCUGGAGAGCCUCGACCUGCACCUCUGCUGCCUCCGGCACGCUGACCUUGAUGCUUUACUCCAGGCGCUGCCCUCUCUGACCGCGCUGUCGGAGCUCAACCUUUCGUCCAAUAAGGUGGUGGGAGGCGGGGUCCACGAGCUGGUGUCUGUGCUCCCACUGAGUCAGAUGAGGAGGCUGCCGCUCAACAACUGCAAGCUGAAUGAGGAGUCCUUCACUGCCCUGUCUCUGGUGGUGCCGUACCUGCGCAGCGUGGAUGUUUCCUGGUGUAAAGUGGUGGGCGGUCGCCUGCCGUUGUUGCUGGAUGCUCUGCAGCCGUCUGUCAUCUUGGAGCUGCGCCUCAGCAGCUGCAGCCUCACCACUGAUGACCUGCGUCACCUAGCUGACGUCUGCAGACGGGGCAGCGUCUCCUCCCUCAGAGUCCUGGACCUGUCCUACAACAGCUCGGUUGGAGACGCCGGCUGGGCGGCGCUCUUCGCGGCAGGAGGUUUGGGUUUGCUGGAGGAGGCAGACGUCAGCCUUCGACCCAUGACCUCUGCUCCCUGCUCGGCCUGGCUGCCCGCGCUGCUUGGUUCUCUGCCUCGAAUGCCGGCCCUGGCUCGGCUGGCGAUGCAGCGCUGGACGGUCGGUUCACAGGAGGGGCGACAGCUGCAGUACAGCGUGAAGAACAGAAACAUCCAACUGGAGUGGGAUCCAGAGGUCACAGACGGGAAGACGAGCGGGCAGGAGGAGAGUCAGCCUGAGGAGUAAUUGGUGUUUUUGGAACACAAAGAUUUCAACAAACUCUAAAUUUAGUCUGAAACAAACAGAACUCUCUGCCACCAGGAAGGUAUAAGCCGUUCAUUAUUGUCCAAAAUAUUAUGACUUUUAUAAAACAUUUCAUAGUGUGAUACGUAAAGUGACUGAUGCACAUUUAAUAAGCACUAAUAUUUUAACAACUUGAAAAGAAACUUGAUUAUGUAGCAGAAAAAAGUAAAUUUGUGUGUUGAACAUAUUUAAUGACUUUUAUUCCAGCCUUAUGUCUGGACACUUUUACAUGGAAAUAUUACAUUUGCACUUCCUAAUAAAA
Molecule: messenger RNA, 2173 nt
Organism: Cyprinodon variegatus (sheepshead minnow)
Lineage: Eukaryota; Metazoa; Chordata; Actinopteri; Cyprinodontiformes; Cyprinodontidae
Gene: lrrc31
Product: leucine rich repeat containing 31
Exons: 10
Coding region: 145-1854 (569 amino acids)
Molecular function (GO): protein binding
Source: RefSeq, a predicted model, not a curated record